Naumovozyma castellii is the source of this 726-nucleotide messenger RNA. RefSeq names its product Hri1p (gene HRI1). The record is from RefSeq and is a predicted model, not a curated record. Bases 1 to 726 code for a protein of 241 amino acids. The transcript has a single exon. NCBI's taxonomy places the organism in Eukaryota, Fungi, Ascomycota, Saccharomycetes, Saccharomycetales, Saccharomycetaceae.
AUGCCAUCCCUAUUGAAAAGAAUACUGUUUGAAGUCGCCGGUCAUCCAAACGAAAGAACUCUAACUUUAUCCUCAGCUUCCAACGACGGUCAUUUCAUCUCUCUAAGACCACUCGUGAAACCAUCCACCGAAGCUGAAAAGAAAUUUCCAUUUGAAUGGGCCUUUGCUGGUACUAACGCCAACAUCAAGAUAACUCCAAAGAGUGAAGGGGUCGCUGCACAAGAUUUCAAUUUCUGGUUCGAUGCUAACGUUUAUUUAAAUGUACCAAACACUCACAGAGGUGAAGUUAACACCACUUGGACCACAUGGGAAUCUGGUUGCAUUCAAGAAACUGGUAAGGUUUUCCCAUUCGGUAAGGAUAAAGAAGGUGUUUCAUUCAUGGAAUUAUGGCAACCAGUGGACGCUAAUAGAGAUGAAUUGAUCAUCACUAAUGAUGCCAACUCUAAGGGGAAAUCCAUCGUUUUCAAAGUCGAUAAUGCUGAAUAUGAAGGUUUGGUUAUCGUCGUGGGGAAAUGGACCCAAGGUUUCUUAAGUAAGAAGAAUGGUAACUCAAUUGAAGGCUUGAAUUUCUUGAGAUUGUUGGAAAGAGAAUCAGGUAAGGUGGAAGCCUUAGUGGAUUACGGUAAGGAUGCUCAAAAGUUCCCAAGAGAUUUUGCCAAUCUAAAGAAAGGUUCUUCUGUUGACGUUAAUGGAUUAACCUGGGAAGUCAUCGAAUACACUGUUUGA